UCAGCCUUUAUUCAUUUGCUAAAACACUGAUGAAAGCAUGAGCAUUAAGCACGUUGUGACAAAUUUAGUUGUCUUUUUUGGCUCCCUUCACUUGAUCAGCAACUGUAUUUGUUGUGGUUUAUAUUCCAGUUGUGCGACGUGUAAAACAACAGAAAAUCAACAUCAACUUGUACAGUGUGACACGUGUCAUCAUCAUUAUCAUCUUGGAUGUGUCGAUCCACCUCUAACACGCAUGCCCAAGCGCUCAGCCAAGUGUUUGUGGCAAUGUUCGGAGUGUGACCCAAGUGAAGAUGAUGGAGAAAUGGAAGUAGAUCCACAGGACACCACACCCAUCUCUCAAGCACGCCACAGACGAGUCAUCAAAGAGCCAAGCAAAUUUACUCCUGACAAGGGAGAGGCAAAAAAGCGAAAACUGAAGACAGCUAAACGGNACAAUCAUAAGACACAUGAACUGUGUUGUCCUACAUUUGCAGCCAGCUUGCACAGAACAUGGUGA
Molecule: messenger RNA, 496 nt
Organism: Stylophora pistillata
Lineage: Eukaryota; Metazoa; Cnidaria; Anthozoa; Scleractinia; Pocilloporidae
Product: PHD finger protein 14
Biological process (GO): regulation of transcription by RNA polymerase II
Source: RefSeq, a predicted model, not a curated record